UACAGCUAGUUCUGACUUUUUACGGCCAGCUCUCCUAGUCGGAGCCAUACUGUGAUUUUUUUUCAACCUCUGGCACUUCGAUUCUGUCACUGGAUCGGAUAGUUCUCCGAUAGGGUUCUCGCCUCCAUGGAGCCAUUCAAGUGAUAUAGUCGGGGUUUUUAGGGUUUUCGUGAUGCCGGAAAUGCCGGCGGAUCCAAUCAGCCCUCCGGCGGACUCCGCCAAGGAAGAGCUGAUCGACAUGAUUCAGCGCUUUCUGGAAUAUGUCGCUGGGAUCUCGGAGCUCUUGCCUUUCACGGUCGAUCGCCAGAAAUUUCGCUCUAUCACAACGCUUGCCGCGCUUUCUUUUGCAAUAUUUAUUGCUUGGAAAUUUUUGAGAGCUCCACCUGCACAUCAAAGAAGAUCGAGACAGUCGAGUGUAGCAGCAGCUGUUUCUGGUGCCAGAUCUAGUAGUUCAAACUCAGGACUUACAUCAUCAGAAUACUACUCAUCCUCUGCAGAGUUAAGACCACAUGAUAGAGUUGAUGAACUCUUCCAAACUGGAAAGCGAACUUUGGAACAGAUAAUAAGGCAUAGGCUGAAUGAAGGACGCAAGGCUACAUGCCAAUUGCUUGGUGUGAUCCUUGAGGAGACUACGCCGGAGGAGCUUCAGGAACAUGCAACUGUUAAAUCUUCUGUCCGGGAGUUGCUACUAGAGAUAACAAAAUUCUGUGACCUGUAUCUUAUGGAAAGAAUUCUUGACGAUGAAAGUGGGGUGGGUUGCACUAAUUAUCAAUCAUUUUAG
Messenger RNA from Phalaenopsis equestris, 781 nucleotides. RefSeq names its product peroxisome biogenesis protein 22-like. The transcript is spliced from 5 exons. Gene Ontology annotation, biological process: peroxisome organization. The record is from RefSeq and is a predicted model, not a curated record. Bases 173 to 781 code for a protein of 202 amino acids. NCBI's taxonomy places the organism in Eukaryota, Viridiplantae, Streptophyta, Magnoliopsida, Asparagales, Orchidaceae.